UUUGUGGAGAAUCGAUUUAUAUCGGCUACUCGACGCGUGUUAAAUCGUGCAAUAUGGACGUUCAAAAAAUUACAAAAACGUACACAUAUGAAUCACCCUCAAAGUGUAUUUACCCAAGCUAGAAAAUUCGCACUCUCCCUUGUCUAUAUCCCACUAGGAGUCGAUAGUAGUAGUAGUGUUGGCUGAUAAAUAGCAAACACACAGUGAGAGCCACGAGCGUUUAACGGGGGACACAUGGCUUGAGGAGGGUGGUACAUUGCCGGUGACAAAAGGAGAGACAUGACUUCUGUUUCGUGGGUUCAUUGUGUUUUCCCCCCUUCCGACGCAUAGAUUUCCCUAUGCAUUGCAUGUGUAUAGAUAUAAUAUGCUAUUUUAUCCGCUGGACCCAUGGUAGAGGGUCACCAUAGAUGUGCUUUACUGAUUUAUAGGUUAGUCGGUUUUUGGGACCCGAUCAGUUACGACAUAAUGUCCGCUUCGAUGUAUCAUGGUUGGGAUCAAAUGCUACAACGUCCUGUGGACGAUGCCGAAUCGCCAGUGGAUGCUAAAGGUAAGAGAUCACGACAGACCUAUUCCAAGUACCAAACGGCAGUACUCGAGACCGUAUUUCAAACCUCCAAGUAUAUAGUGCGGAGCAAACGUCAGCAGAUGUCAGCCGAGUUGAAUCUGACUGAACGACAAAUUAAGAUAUGGUUUCAGAAUAGGAGAAUGAAGGAUAAGAAAUCUCAUAAAGAUCAGCCACCGCAAACAGAUCUUACUGGAUACGUGGAUGGUUAUGGAAGUGAAACGUCUACCACGGGCUACCCACCACUAAAACACAUCGUGUCAGGAGACGCAUACACAGCCGAUUAUCCUGAAAUACAACCAGCUAAACACGAAGACCCUUAUUCGGGUACUUAUAGAGACUUUGAUCUAUUAGCACCAGCAUCUCACGACUCUUACGGGAUAGCCAAGCAUCAAUGGUCCCCGGUAGCUACUGCUCAAUUUCAUCAAAACUUUUAUAAUGAUACAAACAAUUUAUUAUUUUUCAGUUUAAUCAUUCGGAUUUCCAUAGACUUCCAACAAAUCAUCAUCACUCGUUUGAUUCUCCAGUGUCCGACUACUGUCCACCGCAGCUACAUGCGCAUGGCUAUUAACACUUGUACUCAAUGUAUAAAACACACAAAACUGUGCGGUGCUAAAAUAUCUAGUCAAUUUGUUCGCUAAUGAUAUUUGGGAUGUAUGAUGGUCGUUUGUCAUAUCCUGGAGAAAAUAUUUUGAGAUUUCAACAAUACCCUUUCACACGGACCACCCAGCGGACGUCGCUUUGAAGGCAUCACGAACAACAUCAAUGUACAUAACAUUUAACGUUUACACCGUAAGUGUAUUUUGCCGUUUUCUGGAAUAAUCAAAAUUAUUUUAUUUAUUGUAUUAAAACUUCAGAUGUUUAUAUAUUAUAUUAUUAUGCGUGAGUGUGUUUUGUAAUUUUAUAUGUAAUAAAAUGUUUUAUAAAUGAAUCA
Messenger RNA from Daktulosphaira vitifoliae (grape phylloxera), 1496 nucleotides. RefSeq names its product segmentation protein fushi tarazu-like. The coding region runs from base 388 to 1203 and encodes 271 amino acids. NCBI's taxonomy places the organism in Eukaryota, Metazoa, Arthropoda, Insecta, Hemiptera, Phylloxeridae. The record is from RefSeq and is a predicted model, not a curated record. Gene Ontology annotation, molecular function: DNA-binding transcription factor activity, RNA polymerase II-specific; RNA polymerase II cis-regulatory region sequence-specific DNA binding. Gene Ontology annotation, biological process: anterior/posterior pattern specification; negative regulation of transcription by RNA polymerase II. The transcript is spliced from 4 exons. Gene Ontology annotation, cellular component: nucleus.